Molecule: messenger RNA, 1081 nt
Organism: Penicillium brasilianum
Lineage: Eukaryota; Fungi; Ascomycota; Eurotiomycetes; Eurotiales; Aspergillaceae
Source: the annotation of a GenBank genome assembly
CCCCAAACUCCAUCAACUCCUCCUCCCAAUCCACCCAUACACAAUGUCGCACCACGCCCGUAUUGAGGAGGUAUCAGACUCUGACCCCGAUGAGGUCGCCCCCUCCGACAUGAUGGAGGAGAACUCCAUCAUCGAGAGGGCCGCAAUUCCUAUUCGGUCCACUCCAUCCCCCGCCGCACCAACACCAAUGGCUCCUCCAAUGGCCCAGCAGAUGCCAGAGCCCCAGCGCGAGAUCCCCAGGCACUUCCAAUGCCUUUACCCCAUCUAUUUCGACAAGACUCGCUCGCGCGCGGAGGGGCGUAAAGUCGGCUCCGAGCUUGCGGUGGAGAACCCGCUGGCUCGAGAUAUCAUGGAUGCAGUGCAGAUGUUGGGCUUGCAAGCUGGUCUGGAACCGGAGAAGCUCCACCCGAAGGAUUGGGCGAACCCAGGUCGUGUGCGCGUGCAUCUGAAGAAUGAGGACGGUCGGCUGGUGAACCCGAAGAUCAAGAACAAACACCAUCUAUACAUUCUCGUUUCUCAAUACCUGAAAGCCCACCCCACCGACGAGAAAUCACCGUAUCGCCUGCGAAUCCGUGGUCUGCCCAUGCCCGAGAAGCUUCCUCCCGCCCCGCCUGCCCCACGUGGAUGGAAGAUUGGCAAGAUUCUGCCCAUCCACUCCCCUGCAUACAGUGGCGGUGGUGUCAGUGACAACCCGUUCAAGGAAGCGAUGGCUGAAAUGCAGAACAUGCAGGGUAUGCCCGGAAUGCCCUCCAUCCCAGGAUUGGCUGACAUGGCUGGCAUGGCGGGAAUGGGUGAGCCUUCGGGGGCUGCUGGCACGGAGAAGAAAAAGAAGGAAAAGAAGAAGGGUAAGGCCUGAGUCUAAUAGGGCUGGUAUAUGGCAUUUCCACGGACCUGCUACUUGCAUUGCACGGCGACAGGCGUUUUUCCUUUCUUUGCUUCAGAAAUGAUAGAGGAUAUAAGAUUCCCUGAUACCUCGAAUGAUUGGUGCCCCGAAGAGAGGACUGAGGGUGUGGCACAUUUUUGUCGAACUGGGCCGGGCUUGGUUUGACGCAUGUACAAUGCUCCAAGAUAUUUAAGACAG